UUUAUUGUAGAUUGCUACUCUAUGGUUGAGGCACAAAGGCUAUCAUAUGUCAAAGGUAAUCAAAAGACAAUUCGUAGAGAUUUCUUGGCCGGAUUAGAAGAAGCAGUUGAUAAGGGUGAUCUUGAUCCAUCACAUAUUGGUACAAGAAUUGUUUUACCAUCAUCAUUUACAGGUGGAAGAAGGUAUAUGUUUAACAAUUGUCAGGAUGCAAUGGCUAUAUGCAAAUUCUAUGGUUAUCCAGAUCUGUUCAUAACUGUUACAUGCAAUCCCAAAUGGCCUGAAAUACAACGAUAUGUAUCUCAAAAAGGAUUGAAUGCAUAUGAUCGGCCUGAUAUAACAUGUAGAGUUUUUCAUGCUAAGCUUCAACGGUUAAUGGUUGGCUUGAAGAAAGGAGAAUAUUUUGGAAAAGUUAGUGCUGGUAUGUAUACCAUAGAGUUUCAGAAGAGGGGAUUACCUCAUGCACAUAUAUUGCUUUGGUUAGCUCCAAGCUCGAAGUUGAAUAGACCUGAAUUGAUAGAUUCUUUUAUUUCUGCUGAGCUACCUGAUCCUAUUGCAUGUCCGAAGCUAUUUGAUGUUGUUUCAACAUAUAUGGUUCAUGGGCCGUGCGGUGGUGGUCGAAAAAAUUCUCCAUGUAUGGUAAAUGGUCGUUGUUCCAAAUUUUUUCCAAAGAAAUAUGUUGAGAAGACUUCAUUUGAUAUCGAUGGGUAUCCCAUUUAUCGAAGAAGGAACACUGGUGUUUCUGUUGAGAGACGAGGCGUUCAAUUGGACAAUGGCUAUGUGGUGCCUUAUAAUGCAAAAUUAUUGAUGAAAUAUCAAGCACACAUUAACAUUGAGUAUUGCAACAAGUCCAAUUGCAUCAAAUACUUAUUCAAGUAUAUCAACAAGGGUGUUGAUCGAGUAACUGUCUCCAUGACAAAUAAAGCUGAUCUAGGUGAAAAAGAGGUAAACAUUGAUGAGAUUCAGCAAUAUUAUGAUUGUCGUUAUUUGUCACCGUGUGAAUCUGCUUGGAGGUCAUUAUCUUUUGAGAUUCAUCACCAUUGGCCUCCUGUAGAAAGAUUAUCAUUCCAUUUGCCAAAACAACAAGUUGUUUUGUUUAGUGAUAAAGAACCUCUUGAUUCAGUUGUGAGGCGAAAGAAAAAAGAAGAAACAAUGUUUACUGCUUGGAUGACUGCCAAUAACAAAUUUCCACAAGGCAGACACUUGACUUAUGCUCAAUACCCUCAAUUUUUUGUGUAUGAUCGUAGGCAUAAGGAGUGGAGACCAAGAAAAAGAGGUUUCUCUAUUGAGAGGAUGAACUUUAUACCAAUUGGUUGUGGUGAGGUGUAUUAUCUACGAUUACUAUUGAAUUUACAGGUUGGAUGUACAAAUUACAAUGAUUUGCGAACUGUAGAUGGCAUUGUGUAUCUAUCAUUUCAAGAAGCAUGCUCAGCAUUGCAAUUACUAGAAAAUGACAAAGAAUUCAUUGAUGGUAUAAUUGAUUGUUCGGAAUUGUCAUCCGGAAGAUCAGGAAGGUACCUUUUUGUAACAUUACUAUUGUCAAAUUCAAUUGUAAAUCCUAGACAAGUAUUUGAGGAGACAUGGCGACUUUUAGCUGAUGGAAUUUUAUAUCAAAGGAGAAAAGUUCUAUGCAAUCCAGAUUUGCGAAUGGAUGAUGCUAUCUUAAGAACUUUAUGUUUAGUAGAAUUGGAAAAAUUGUUAGUGAGCAACGGAAAAAGCUUGAAGGAUAUUCCUACAAUGCCGUUUCCAAUUUCAAAUGAAGUUCCACAUUAUGAUAAUAUUCUACUAUAUAAUGAGUUGAGAUAUGAUGUGGGUGAUAUGGUUAAGAAGCAUGAUGACCAUGUUUCUAGGUUGAAUAAGGAGCAAAGAAUUGUAUAUGAAAAGGUUGUUGAUGCAGUGAAUGAAUCAUCUGGCGGAUUUUUCUUUGUGUAUGGAUCAGGGGGUACUGGGAAGACAUUUUUGUGGAAAACUUUGUCAUAUAAAUUUCGUGGAGAGCGGAAAGUUGUUUUGAAUGUUGCGUCAAGUGGUAUAGCAUCUCUAUUACUUCCUGGGGGUCGAACUGCCCAUUCUUUAUUUGGUAUUCCACUUGUGUUAAAUGAGGAUACCAUUUGCAAUAUCAAACAAGGGAGUAAUAAAGCAGAACUUUUGAAACACACAAGUCUUAUUAUUUGGGAUGAGGCGCCAAUGGUAAACAGAUGGGCAUUUGAGGGAUUGGAUAGAACUUUGCGUGAUAUCAUGUUAGUGAGUAAUCCUGGGUGUAUUGACAAACCUUUUGGUGGAAAAGUUAUUAUUCUUGGUGGUGAUUUCAGACAAACUUUACCAAUAAUUCCUAAAGCAAGUCGUGAAGAAAUUGUUAUGGCAACAAUAAACUCUUCAAGAUUAUGGAAGUUUUGCAAAGUUUUGAGGUUAGUAGAAAACAUGCGAGUGAAUAAUGCAGAUUCUAAAGAUGAUAUAGAACGCCGAACAAGUUUUAGUAAGUGGAUACUUGAUGUUGGAGAUGGUAAUUUGGGUGAUUACAAUGAUGGUGAAUGUGAUAUUCAAAUUCCUAAGGAUUUGUUGGUGGAAUCUAGAGGGGAUGGUGUUUCAAGUAUAGUUCAUUCAACAUAUCCAGAUCUUGAGUCAAAUUUUUUCAAGAAAAUUACUUUCUUGAUAAGGCCAUUCUUGCUCCAACUUUGGAUAUUGUAGAUACUAUUAACCAAUAUGUGCUAUCCCGAUCACCUGGUAAAGAGAAAGUAUAUC
This is a messenger RNA of Lotus japonicus, 2736 nucleotides long. RefSeq lists its product as uncharacterized. Gene Ontology annotation, biological process: telomere maintenance; DNA repair. Lineage: Eukaryota; Viridiplantae; Streptophyta; Magnoliopsida; Fabales; Fabaceae. The transcript is spliced from 3 exons. Bases 22 to 2682 code for a protein of 886 amino acids. The record is from RefSeq and is a predicted model, not a curated record. Gene Ontology annotation, molecular function: DNA helicase activity.